UCUUAAUGCAAAAAGGUCCCCUAAACAUGCUCUUUCUUUUUCUCCCUGAUAUUUAGGGUUUCCAUUUCUUGCUCAGUCCACAACCAGUGUCGUCUAGGUCGCAGCUCAGACUCAGUCAGAGAGUUUCUUCUCGUGCUUCGUCACUGUCGUCUAACUGUUUGCCACCGUGACAGUUGAAGAAAUUUGAAAAUUUUCUACUUUGUUGAAGAAGUUCAGGGGUGUAAGCAGCGUACUUAUGUUAUGUCUGGUUAAUGUGGAAGAAACUCUGAUCCUAUUUAUAUGUGUGUUUGCCCGUUUUACCCAAGUUCAUAAGGGUAUACAAAACCCUUGAGUUUGCCCGUUUUACCCAAGUUCAUAAGGGUAUAUAAAAAAUAGCUAAAACGGGGUCUCUGUGUUGUGUGGCCGCAAGGCCACAUGAAUCACAUACACCCAGUAGGGACUGGUCAAUGGGUCCAGAAGAGCCAUGCUGGAGAACUAAUACGAGCUUCUCACCACCCCCAUCAAGAUGGGAUUUCCGUUUCCAACCUGAAGAAUUACAGUACGGUUUUCAUGAUGGUAAUCAGCAAUAUGGGUCUUCUACUUCAUCAAACAGUAAAGGAAGUAGGGGCUGGGUGAGAGGCAACAAUCUCUAUAAUCAUCACUACUCGGUGUCUGAUGGUGCUGGGCUGUUUUUAAGUAGUCCAUCUGACCUUUCUCAAGGUCCUCAACGGACACCUCCAGCAAUACAGGAAAUCAGUGUAGAUGAUUAUGAAACUGCAAAAAAGAGAGGUCAAGCUUUGGGGCAUACAUCCAUUAGACCUACCAUGGAGGGAACCUCAGAAAUUCAAGAAAUGGGGGAUUCCACCUCGUCCCGUUCAGACGGUAGCGAGUCUGAACCCACAGUGAAGCCGUACCUAUCUUCCCAUCAUACAUAUCCAAGUCGGCGUUCGUUCAUGGCCAAACCUAUUCAUCCCUUGUCCUUUCCUGCACAAACACCGCCCAGAGAGGCUUCUGAUCUCACAGUUACUGGGUUUCUGGAGUAUGAUUCUGCCACUCCUCAAAGAGAUGGCCACCGCUGGAGUAGUGCCAGUAGCAGCAUUGAUUUUGCAGAUGUUUCUGAGUCAUUUGAGGCAGAGAUUUCUGGUCAACCUUGUAAUAAUGUGAAUGUGUCUGAUGGUUUUAGAUGUGGUUUGUGUGAAAGGUUUCUUUCACAGAGAUCGCCUUGGAGUUCUCGUCGGAUAGUGAGAAGUGGAGAUAUGCCAGUUACCGGUGUUCUUUCUUGCUCUCAUGUUUUCCAUGCAGAGUGCUUGGAGCAAACAACACCCAAGACACGAAAAAGCGACCCUCCCUGUCCCCUAUGUGCUAGACUUGAGGAGGAAAAUCUCCAAGACCAGCAAGGCUUCUCAAGAUUGCGGGCUGGUUUUCCAAGGCAUAGACCAAUAAGUGAUGAUGGAUCAUCCAGGCCUUGGGGUUGUGCACAGGUGGGAGAUUGCGUUGAAGGGGCUUUGCAUGCUCCUCCGCGCAAUAGUAUGCUGAUGCUUAACAGGAGUCGCAUAAAAAAAAACCUUUCUUUGAAAGGUAAUUUGGGCAAAGAGUUUCCAGGUAAGCUAAGAAAAAGUGGACCUCACUCUUUACAGCAUUUGAGUGGAAAGUCAGUUGAUCAGGGAAUGGUUGGAAGCUCAAAAUCGAAGAUGACAGCAGGCCCGAGUUUUAAAACCUGAAGAAAAUACAUCACAUAGCUAACUGGAAUCUGAAAAUUCUCCCAAAUGGCGAUCGUUGAAGUCUGCUAAUUGGUUGUAAGUCUCAGUAGAUCAUUAUAUAUCAGCCAUGUUUGGAAUUAUCGCCUUCAUUGUAUAGAUUCGAUCCUGCGCAGAUUGUGGGUUCAAACCCAUUUUAGUAGGCAACUGCGAUGUUUAACGUUGUUAUUGUUCCUCUGUAUUUUUGUUGUGAAUGAUUCUUCUUCCCCUUACGGAAAUGAAUAUCUUGUUUUGUCUGAA
Malus domestica (apple) is the source of this 1976-nucleotide messenger RNA. RefSeq lists its product as uncharacterized. The record is from RefSeq and is a predicted model, not a curated record. Lineage: Eukaryota; Viridiplantae; Streptophyta; Magnoliopsida; Rosales; Rosaceae.